AUGGCGCAGAGACCCGAUGCUACAUUGACCGGUUAUCAGCGCGAGCUGGAUUCCUCAGCAGGGAUGAGAGACACCUCAGAGGACAUGGUAGACGGCAUGGGCGUGCUGAGCUUUGGGGGUCACCAAACGUCAGGGUACUUUGGUCCUUCCUCGAUCUCUGCCUUCUCUCGGCAGAUUCAACAAACCUUGCAUCAAACGCUUGGCCAUCGAGACUCAACGAACUUGACAAACAUUGGCAGACAAAACUUUCACCGCUUUGCUCCGACAGCAACGCCCUCCAUAGCCGGGCAAAUAUUCCAACUCAAUGAUGGCUCAGUCGACAUCAUGGUCCUGCCACCGGAAAACGAGGUCGUCAGACUGGUGGACCUUUAUUUCUCACGAACAGGUAUCUUGUUCCCUUACAUCCACAAACAGUCUAUUUUAAGCGGCUUAGCCGAUUUGAAGGCUGCAGGUGUUGGUGGCAUGCGCCGAUCUUGGCUCAGUCUCCUGAACACCAUGAUGGCCUUUGGACUCACUUUAGCAUUGGAUUCCAAGCGAAAUGAAUAUGGUGCUUCCAAGGCCGAACAAUGUCUACAGCGGGCUCUGUCACUACUUCCCGAUGUGCAGAGGCACCCUAUCAAUCUUGAGACACUACAAGCGUUGAUUUUGCUUGCACAAUACUUACAGGGAAUUCAUCGAUCUGUACAAGCGUACAGCUUCCUCGGCUUGACUGUACAAGCAGCCUUCCAAAUUGGUGCUUAUCUGCCCGGGCAGCAAGAGUUAGAGAGUAUGCUCGAGUAUCAGAUUCGAAAGCGUUGUUGGUACAUGUGUUUUAUCCUUGACAGGGCAUUUUCGAUGAGGUUCGGCAGACCUCCCUUGAUUCACAGUGACUACAAUCGAAUGAGCAUGCCCAGCGAUGUCGAUCUCGAGCAGAUUGAAGAUCUCACGAAUCCGCAACUGGGUCGUACGCCAUCAACCACCAGCGGCUUCAUUCACAAUAUACGCAUAGCACGAUUCGUAGAUGAGAUCAUCCAUGAAGUCUAUCAGGACAAUAUCCCGAACGACGUUGGGUCUUCCCUUGACGAAAUGAUUCCGGAAAUUGUACGAAUCGAGUCAAACAUGCACGCGUGGAAGAAGACACUCCCACCAAAUAUGCAGAUAAAAAGCAGAGCAGACAUGCGUUUUGGUGCUCAGCACGCGUCCGACUCGUUUCAGCUCAGUCUUACCCUGACGCUGCAUUAUUUGAAUGCCCGAACACUCCUUCAUCGAGCUGUACUUCCGUUUUUCCUCAACCUCCAGAGGUCGAAAGACGAGGAUGGUGGACUUUAUGCGCAAAGCUUUGCCAUUCCAAGUAUUGAACACAGUGUCGCUUCUGCGACGGAAAUCAUCGAGAUUCUUUACGAUGUGUCACAGUCAGGGCAGCGAGUACUUAUGGCUUGGUGGUUUUCUCUUUAUUUCGUCUUCAAUUCCGCACUCGUGGUUUUUGCCGCGAUCAUCAUACAGCACCACCACUCACUGAAUCUACCAUGUCUUGAUCCCAUGGCUCUGAGACAUUCUUUUAAUAAAGCCAUUCAGGCAGUGGAAGUCUUAGGGGACAAGAGCGAUAUCGCAUCUCGUUGUGAGACGUAUCUGCAGAAUUUGUUACGUGGCGUUUCAUCUUUUGGCUCACGAGCUGGAGAUGCGGCCCAGGAGAGUGAGACCCGGGACGCGUAUGCAUUCAUCGACCAAGGCAAUGUUGACUCCAAUCUACUGGAUAUGACAGACCUUGAGCUGGAAUACUUUGCACCAUUCUAUACGUGA
Messenger RNA from Fonsecaea multimorphosa CBS 102226, 1779 nucleotides. RefSeq lists its product as uncharacterized. Lineage: Eukaryota; Fungi; Ascomycota; Eurotiomycetes; Chaetothyriales; Herpotrichiellaceae. The record is from RefSeq and is a predicted model, not a curated record. Gene Ontology annotation, biological process: positive regulation of transcription from RNA polymerase II promoter by galactose; DNA-templated transcription. Gene Ontology annotation, cellular component: nucleus. The coding region runs from base 1 to 1779 and encodes 592 amino acids. Gene Ontology annotation, molecular function: RNA polymerase II cis-regulatory region sequence-specific DNA binding; DNA-binding transcription factor activity, RNA polymerase II-specific; zinc ion binding. The transcript is spliced from 7 exons.